CACGAAAACCCAAACAACCUUUCAGAAAAUAGUUGCCAAAGAAACACAGUAGUCCACGUAGACUCCAUAGUUUAAAUCUAUCUAUAGAGGCUAAGCAUCGUUCUCACCGUAGGAUAUCACUGUCGCUUCACCUCGAUGGUUCCAACUUCCACGUGUUCUUUGUCUCUUAGAAAACCGCUCUCUGUGGCUCUGUUAAACUUUAACCAGUGGCCUCAGUUUCUUUUCGCGAAUUGAAAUGGCGAUAAGGACUAAAUUGUAAUCUUUUAUGCACUUACGGGAACCUUCCUUCCUCUUUGUUUUCUUCUUUUUUUCUUUUUUCUUUCUAAUUUUGAUUUUGAUGUAUCCCUCUAUAAAUCUCGCAUCUUUAUGAAGGAACUACAUUCUGUUCCUUGCACUCUUCACCAGCUUUUGAGAAAGAGGGGAAGUGGGUUAUUUAGGUGUCAUCUGUCGAAUUAAGCUCAGUUUGUUUUACCAUGAUAUCAGUUAAUACUGCCAGUUUUAGAUAUGCAAAGACACAGCUGGGAUAACAAGAAUAAUGAACGUAUCAAUCUAUAAUGAUUCAGUUAGCUGUCUUCUCAGAUUGUUGUGUGCAAAUUAUCUAAUACAAGAAUAGGCUUUUUUGGAAAUCAGCUCCAAGCUGUUUUUUUCUUACCAGGUGAUUAUGGAGCAAUGAUUCUUGGGGUAACUGUGCUGUGCCUUAUAUCACCUCAUUAUCUUUCUACUUUAAAGCAUGGCCCCUCGACCUCUUCACUUAACCUCCAAAAGAGCACCUUGGAAGCUUUUCUUUCUGAUACUUCUGGUACUAGUGCCAAUUUGCGUGAUUGGAAUCUUCGUACAUAUCCAGAAAAUCUCCUACUUUUUCCGUCCACUUUGGGACAAUCCCCCUCCUCCUUUCAAGCGCUUACCUCACUAUUAUGCAGAAAAUGUUUCAAUGGAACAUCUUUGUGACCUGCAUGGUUGGUCUCUACGAAGUGAACCUCGCCGUAUCUUCGAUGGUAUCAUCUUCAACAAUGAGCUGGACAUUCUUGAUAUUAGAUGGCAUGAGCUUCAUCCCUACGUAACUAAAUUUGUAAUCCUCGAGUCCAACACCACUUUCACAGGAAUUCCCAAACCCCUGUUCUUUGCCUCAAACCGAAACCGGUUCUCCUUUGCUGAGGACAAGAUUGUCCAUGGUGUAUUUGCUGGCCGUACUGCUAUCCACGGGCUAAGUGAAGACCCUUUUGUGCUAGAGUCAGAGCAGCGGGCAGCUAUGAAUAGUUUGAUUAUACGUUCAGGAAUUUCACAUGGAGACUUGCUUAUUAUGUCAGACACUGAUGAGAUUCCUAGCCCACACACUCUGAAACUACUACAAUGGUGUGAUGCAAUACCUCCAGUCUUGCAUCUAGAGCUCAGGCACUACAUGUACUCAUUUGAGUUUCCUGUAGAUUACAGUAGCUGGCGUGCAUCAGUCAAUGUUUAUGGCCCUUGGACAAGAUACCAGCAUUCACGCCAGACUGACCUUAUCUUUUCUGAUGCCGGAUGGCAUUGUAGCUUUUGCUUUCGACGACUUAAGGAAAUUGUGUUUAAGAUGACUGCUUACAGCCAUGCAGACAGAGUGAGAAGAAAAGAUUUUCUAGAUUACUCUAGGAUUCAGAAACUCAUUUGCAACGGAGACGACCUCUUUGAUAUGUUGCCAGAGGAGUAUUCAUUUCAGGAAUUGAUUAAGAAGAUGGGUCCAAUCCCUCGCUCAGCUUCUGCAGUGCAUCUUCCUGCUUAUUUGAUAGAAAAUGCAGAUAAUUUUAGAUUUCUUCUUCCUGGGGGCUGUUUAAGAUCGCCAAAAUGAAGAUUUUUGGCAAGUCCCAACUAAUGAGGCAUAAAACAUUUAGAUAUCAGCGCAGUACUUGCUUUUCUUUUUCUGUCAAGUUUAGGCCUUGGGUACAUGCACAGGAGAUUCAAAUUCAAGUUCUUAUCACCAGCAACAUUGUGUAGCAGUUUAGCUCAGAACAAGCAAAGGCGCAAGUCUUAAUAUGUAAUUCUUGUGAUGGGUUGUUUUAGAAAGACACAAUUCAAAAUCAAUCAUUGCAUAUUGAAGAAAUGGGUAGAUUCUCAUUCUUGGCCUUGAUGGAAAAUCAAAAGGCCUUUAUGUUA
This is a messenger RNA of Ricinus communis (castor bean), 2127 nucleotides long. Its product is annotated as beta-1,4-mannosyl-glycoprotein 4-beta-N-acetylglucosaminyltransferase. Bases 731 to 1822 code for a protein of 363 amino acids. Gene Ontology annotation, molecular function: beta-1,4-mannosylglycoprotein 4-beta-N-acetylglucosaminyltransferase activity. Gene Ontology annotation, biological process: N-acetylglucosamine metabolic process; protein N-linked glycosylation. The transcript has 3 exons. The record is from RefSeq and is a predicted model, not a curated record. Gene Ontology annotation, cellular component: membrane. Lineage: Eukaryota; Viridiplantae; Streptophyta; Magnoliopsida; Malpighiales; Euphorbiaceae.